UGAGAUAAAAUUGUGUAGCAACAGGUGAAACUAAAUGGUAAAAAUCUGCCUUCAUAGUUAUGCAGAGGGCAUAAGGUAUGUAGUGAAAAUGUUAUAUAUUUGCAUUUUUGCUUGAAUUUUUGUCAUCAGGUACAAUUCGUAUGUUAGAAUUUUUGCCGUUAGAAUUGUUUAUAGCUUUUUUCCUUUUCCUAAUUCAUCCAGGAAUGAAGACCUUCCUGGAGAUUUAAACUCUGUAUGAAGCUUUUAUGAAUACUUAAUUUUGUACUUUUUUUAUUAAUGCAAAGAAUCUUAUAUUAAUUAAUUUUUCUUCAAAGCCCAUGUUAUAUGGUUGUCACAUUGAUGCCUAACUUUAGUUGCAAACAACUUCACAUGUACGACGCCGCGAAGGUGACCUACUGUUGAGGGUUAGAGUGUAUAGGUGGAGUGGUGGUUGAUGAGGAGUGACAGGGUGACAAAGAUGCUCCGGUUUAUAGGAUUUUAUCGGGUUCAGGGAUUAUAGAUCUCACUUAGAUGGAAAAACAAGUGAUAAGAACGAUUCGGAAUGUGAUAGGGAUAAUUAAAGGAGUGGAGGAACCUGAUAGGUCGCAGAAAGAUUCAUUGACGGAUUCCAUUCCGGAUUCCAAACGGAAAAUCACUUCAGUCUACCAAAUACGGCAACUUCAAGUGGAACAAGCUGAUGGUAUGCUUGCAUGCUUCCGGGAAACAGUGGAAAUAGUUAGCAUGCUUACUGGGGCAGAGGGAUAGUCGUGUUACGUUCAGGUAAUAUUUUUCUUCAAUAUAUACAAAAACCAAAAUCUUACUUAUUAUAUAAUCAGAUUGUAAUUAUCCAAUUAUUUAGCAUUCAAAUAACCAAUUUUGGAUGAUAAGUUUCACACAAGCUUUAACACAAAUGAUAAAUUUUCACCCAUCAUUUUAGCAUUAAUAAUCAUAUUAUAUUUAUAAUUGAUAUAAAAUAAAUUUUAAUAUUAAAACUCCAACAAUAUAUGAAAAUAUUUUUU
This is a messenger RNA of Lactuca virosa, 998 nucleotides long. The record is from the annotation of a GenBank genome assembly. NCBI's taxonomy places the organism in Eukaryota, Viridiplantae, Streptophyta, Magnoliopsida, Asterales, Asteraceae.